Fonsecaea multimorphosa CBS 102226 is the source of this 2985-nucleotide messenger RNA. RefSeq lists its product as uncharacterized. Bases 1 to 2985 code for a protein of 994 amino acids. The record is from RefSeq and is a predicted model, not a curated record. Lineage: Eukaryota; Fungi; Ascomycota; Eurotiomycetes; Chaetothyriales; Herpotrichiellaceae. The transcript has 3 exons.
AUGGCAACGACACUCGACAUUUUGUGCUUUUCCUUGUCACUGCUGUCGGCAGGAUGCCUCACACACCUUGUCCCCAUUUCGACUGCCUUCGACCGACCCAUUCACACUGUAGUCCUUGCGCUUACGGCCUGUUCGUUCGCUUUACCGAGUGCCAGCCGAGCGAUACCUCGAUUAUUCCCACCUUCGGACGCGAAGCAUAUUCGAGGCCAAUAUACGGCACUGCCUCUGGAAGAACUCGGCGAGGAGCCCAAUGGAAGAGUGGAAUAUCCAAAUACCACUCCGUCGCAACACAGACACAUCGGCAAAGUUCGCAUCUCGGUGCUGACCCUAGCAGUUUCUACCUUGUCUUUGCGCAUAGAACUGUAUCGGCGCAUUUCCCUGGCGACAGAAUGCACCAUCUCCAGUGUCGAAAUGUUUCUACCGUUCUUGUUGGCAGUCUAUGAUUGCUUCAGGUUCCAGCGCUCGGUCGCCUUGCAGCAAGAGGAAAAGCCCGACAGCUCUAUCUAUGAGUCAUUGAGUUCAGCGGCUAGGGCCUACGCUUUGAGACGACGAACUCGGUAUCUCCUGUCGAUAUUUAUAGUCUCCUAUGGAUGUUGUCUCACCCAAGGUCUAUGGACGUCAACGAACUCGACCUAUAUCUGUUCCCAAAGCCUCGGCGAACCGAAGACAAUCCCCAUGAUGCAACUCGGUGCCCUUGCGCUGGACUUUUGCCUUGCCGUCAUUGCCUGUGAGACUAUUCCAAAAUCCGAUGGUAGCGGUCCUUCGGGGCAACGAUGUGUAAUCCUCUGGAGUUCAACCAUGAUGGCCACGUCAAUUAUCUGGUCGAUCGCGGCUAUAUUCGUGUAUAUUUUCAAGCCAGAGUACCGACUCUGGCUUUCGUUCCUUUUUCCGCCCCUGGAUAUUGGCACAAUAUUUGCCAUGGCAUGUCACAUUUUCCUUUUCUGCGUUUUGUGUAUAUCGCUUCUGCAUAGUAUUAUGACUUACGGCGCAUUGGAAAUGACGACGUAUCUUACGGCUUUUAUCACGAUGAUACCCGCCAUCGAGUUUAUUUGGUCGCACAGGAAUCCUUUUCCUCAAACGCCAUUCUCUGCAACGACAUUUUCCUUCCUCUUGAUCUUUCUUGGCCAGUGGGCAUAUCGCUGGAUACGACAGGAGCUGGGUGGAAAAGACCCGAUACGACCGUCUCGGCAAUUCCUGCUCUUUGUUGUCCUCUGCAUUGCCAUCUUUCCCGCUUGGCUGAAGAAAGACUAUGUCCAUUUUCAUCCGAUUGAUAUGCUCAUGUACGAUGCCACGCUGCAUCAUAACAAGUAUCUCGAGACAGUUGGAAGCACUUCGUCUCUAGCAGAGGCAGUUGCUGGAUACGCGCACAGAUACAAUCGGAACCCCCCUCCUGGAUUCGACAUCUGGUUUGAAUACGCAAAGAACAGGUCUGUGUUGAUAGUGGACGAAUAUGACCAGAUUUACCAUGAUCUGCUGCCUUUCCGUGCGGUGCCGCCAUCUGAGCUGAGAAGCCAGACGUGGAAAAUGGUAUCUAAUCCUUGGAAUGAGAUUUCGGGGAUUACCAUCCGUGACGGAGAAGCAAAGGUACAAGAAAACGUCCUGCCAACUCAUCGAUGGAUGCUUGAGGGUGUUGCCGUUCUCAUCAACAGUUUUGCACGAUACCUGCCUGAUAUGGAUUUGGCUUUCAACCUGAACGACGAAUCGAGGAUCGCUGUGCCGUAUGAGCAGAUGAAGGAUCUCCGAGAAAGAGGUCGAGCACAGGAUAAAAGCGGUGCAUCAAGUUGGUCCGCCGAUCGUGCAGGAGGCUGGCUUCCGAUUCCUGAAACGGAGUAUACGGAAACGAUAUUUCGCGAUAAUUCCUGGCGAAACAGCUUCCGUGCCUUUGGCUCGGUGAGCUGUCCUCCUUCCUCUCUCGCACGAUCUUCUCCACACAUAUCAUCCCAGUCACACAUCUGCGGUAACUGCGUGGCUCCGCAUUCUCUGGGUCAAUUCGUGGGCAACUGGUCUGAUGCAGCAGACGUGUGCCAUCAGCCAGAUCUAGCCCACCUUCACGGCUUCUACCUCUCCCCUGCGGCGUUCAAGACGAGCUAUCAGCUCAUGCCCGUUUUCUCUCAAUCUAAGCCGCACGGCUACAGCGACAUCCUGUACCCUUCCGCGUGGAAUUAUAUGGAUAAAGCCGUCUAUGCGCCGACUGACCCCCAAGGCACACCCGGAGAAGAAGACUACAACCCAGGGUUCCCAGACCCACCAUUCGAGGAGAAGGAAAACGUUCUCUUCUGGCGUGGCGCCACCUCUGAGGGUGUCUCGUCAGACAACAGCGCCUGGCGCGGCAUGACCCGCCAGCGGCUUGUGCACAUGGCCAACAAUCUGACCAACCAUCCGCACGAUACUGUGACAAUUCUCCUCCCCAGCCCAGCAGAUCAUUCCAAAUAUCAGUACCAAACGAUUUCUGGCGCCGACGUCAAGAAGCUUGGCUUGCAAACAGACAUUGCAAUCGUGGACUUCAUCGCCCGGUGCGGCGGCAAAGACUGCACGGACCAGGAGCAAGAAUUCAAUCUAGUGGGACCGACAGAUUUCCAAGCGCACUGGCGGUAUCGGUUCCUUUUCGACCUCGACGGCGCCGGGUUUUCGGGGCGCUUCCUGCCGUUUCUGCACUCGCACUCCCUGCCCUUCAAGACCGCCCUGUUCCGCGAGUGGUACGACUCGCGCCUCACAGCAUGGCUGCACUUUGUGCCCCAAGAUGUCCGGUUGCACGGUGUGUGGAGCAGCCUGGCGUACUUUGCGGGCGUCAAUGGCACUAUGUUCGGCCACAAGAUCUGGUGGAAGCCGCACGUCAAGGAGGCCGAGAUGAUCGCCGAGAGUGGGAGAGAGUGGGCGGCAAAAGUGCUGCGCAAGGAGGACAUGGAGUCUUACUUUUUCCGACUGUUGCUCGAGUGGGCAAGGUUGACGGAUGACAAUAGGGAUGAGUUGGGGUUGGUGCUUUGA